AUGCAUCUUGAAGAUAGGGCUCUCAAGUUUUCAGAAAUAACACAUCAUGCUAGUGUGACGCAAUGCCUUGGUUCAAUUGGCGGCCAUGUUUGUUAUCUUGGAGUUGGAAAGCCAUCUAUUGUUGAUCCAACUGAAAUGAAGGGCACCACUGGUGCAGACGUGGUGCAAUCUCAUUGUGGGCAUUUUUAUGUUCCUCUAGCUGUUGAUGAUAUACAUGCUUUUAGAAUUUCAGGACCAAAAUUCUUGAAGCUGAAGAGGGUACAUGGCAUGCUGGGCCGUUGUUCACUAAAAAAACAAUGGACUUCUACAAUCUGGAACUUAGCAACACAAAUGUGA
Molecule: messenger RNA, 336 nt
Organism: Fraxinus pennsylvanica
Lineage: Eukaryota; Viridiplantae; Streptophyta; Magnoliopsida; Lamiales; Oleaceae
Source: the annotation of a GenBank genome assembly